AUGGAGCAAACGGACGAGGCGUCGUCGGUGAACGAGCAGAGCGCGGAGCGGCGGCAGCCGUCCGUGGUGGCCGGCGGCGGCGCCAUGGCGUGGCUCGACCUCACGCUGGCCGUGAACGCCUCUUCUCGCGACGAGUUCCCGGCGCCAGACGGCGGCGACUCCUCGUCCGCCGGUUCAGACGGCGAGCCGCCGCCGGCCAAGCCCGACGCGUCUGCGUCUGCGUCUCCUUCUCCUCCUCCUCCUGCCAAUCCCACGCCGCACAAGGUGUUCUCGUGCAACUUCUGCAUGCGCAAGUUCUUCAGCUCGCAGGCGCUGGGCGGGCACCAGAACGCGCACAAGCGGGAGCGCAGCGCGGCCAAGCGCUCCACGUCGGCGUACCACCACCACCUCCACGCGCAGCAGCGGAUGGUCAUGGCGGGCCUGCCGCUGGAGGCGCACGCCGCCCUGGUGCGCGCCGCGCUGCGGGUCAGCCCGGCCAGCACGGUCAUCCACAAGGCCGCCAGCGCCAGCCAGGACCUCGCCGCGGCGCGGGCGUCUGCUGCCGCUGCCGCUGCCGGUGCCGUCGCCACGAGCACGGCGCCCAGGUUCCACGACGGCGACAGCAGCAACGCUUCCACGGCUGCCACACCGUGGGCGACCGCGCUGCUCUACGAGGAGCCGGUCAGCUCCACGUGGCCCGGGAGCUUCCGGAUGAGAGCGCAGCCUGAGCCGCCGAGCUCGGAGCAGCAGCAGGCGUCGGAGCAGAGUAAGAAGAUCGACUUGGAUCUCAGGCUGUGAAACUGAAACUGAAUCGUAGUUACAACUUACAUACAUGUAGAGAGAGGAGCUAGCGACCCUGUACUUUGAUUUUAAAUUUGUUUCAAUUUUCACCGGUAUAUAGUUAUUUAUCAACUGUUUAAUUCCACGACUAAUCGAGCUUGUGCCGCCUUCUGAAUAACGAAUGAUUUUGGAAGGAAAUUAUGGAAACCAUCAGUUCGACUGCA
Molecule: messenger RNA, 983 nt
Organism: Sorghum bicolor (sorghum)
Lineage: Eukaryota; Viridiplantae; Streptophyta; Magnoliopsida; Poales; Poaceae
Product: zinc finger protein 4
Exons: 1
Coding region: 1-777 (258 amino acids)
Source: RefSeq, a predicted model, not a curated record